Molecule: messenger RNA, 1348 nt
Organism: Austrofundulus limnaeus
Lineage: Eukaryota; Metazoa; Chordata; Actinopteri; Cyprinodontiformes; Rivulidae
Gene: bcas2
Product: BCAS2 pre-mRNA processing factor
Exons: 7
Coding region: 109-786 (225 amino acids)
Biological process (GO): mRNA processing
Cellular component (GO): Prp19 complex; precatalytic spliceosome; catalytic step 2 spliceosome
Source: RefSeq, a predicted model, not a curated record
GGGACUUUAUUUUGAAAUCCGACACCGGAAGUGCUACUCAGUCCCAGAGUUUUUGGAGCAGCUACAGCGGUGUGCGAGUACAACAAAUUCAUCCAUAAUUUGAUUAAUAUGGCCGGGACGGCUUCGGUGGCCGGUGAAGUGUUUGUCGAUGCUUUACCUUAUUUUGACCAAGGUUACGAUGCCGCAGGUGUCCGAGAAGCAGCCGCAGCUUUGGUCGAGGAAGAGACCAGAAGAUACAGACCCACAAAGAACUACCUGAGCUACCUACCUACACCUGACUUCUCUGCCUUUGAGACAGAAAUUAUGAGGAAUGAAUUUGAACGAUUAGCAGCUCGUCAACCCCUUGAACUUCUGAGCAUGAAAAGAUAUGAGUUGCCAGCACCUUCAUCGGGCCAGAAGAACGACAUUACAGCGUGGCAGGAGUGUGUGAACAACUCAAUGGCUCAGCUGGAGCAUCAGGCGGUCAGAAUUGAGAACUUGGAGCUCAUGUCUCAGUAUGGAACCAAUGCCUGGAAAGUCUACAACGAUAAUUUGGCGUUUAUGAUUGAGAUGGCUCAAAAGGAACUUCACAAAUUCAGAAAGCAAAUUCAAGACUUGAACUGGCAACGUAAGAACGAUCAGUUGGCAGCCGGAGCCAAACUGCGAGAGCUGGAGUCCAACUGGGUGUCGCUCGUGAGUAAAAACUACGAGAUCGAACGGGCCAUCGUCCAACUGGAAAACGAAGCCGCUCAGCUCCGACAGCAGCAGGGCGACGAAAACAAGGAGAACAUCCGGCAGGACUUCUAAUCACAUCUGGAGGUUUCACCAUCACUGAGCUGAAAUUAAACUAUCUCUGUGAGACAGAUUUCCAUUUGCCUGGACUAAAAACUGGUCUGAUGUUACCGUCACAUUUGUAAGGAGCUGUCCACAUAACUUUAAACCACAUGUUUAACAUUUUACACCCACAAAAAAAACAAUGUGUUAAAGCAAGAUGUUUUACAUUUUACUGUAAGAAAGCACAGAACAUAAUUCACACACAGUUUUUAUCCUGCAGUUAGUGAUGGCUUGUUUGGUAAAGAUAAUUUAUUUUACCAGUCUACACACAGCUAUUGAUAAAAAAAAAGUCAGUUUUUUUGGCUAAGGAGUAGUUUUUCUGUGUUCCUGACACACUGGCAGCAGUACUUAUUACUUCAUUCUCCUCAUGACUUGUUUUAAAAAUAUUUCAGUUUCAGUUAAAGUUGCCUUUCAGUAAAUUAGUGUACAUACUUUGUCACGUCUGAAUACAAAUGUUUGUGACCCUACAAUAUCUUCAAUUUAUUUUUUAUUUUGAAUACAGUUUGUAAUAAAACGAACUUUUAAUAUUUUUAAA